Molecule: messenger RNA, 2254 nt
Organism: Aaosphaeria arxii CBS 175.79
Lineage: Eukaryota; Fungi; Ascomycota; Dothideomycetes; Pleosporales
Exons: 7
Coding region: 130-2202 (690 amino acids)
Biological process (GO): DNA-templated transcription; regulation of DNA-templated transcription
Molecular function (GO): zinc ion binding; DNA binding; DNA-binding transcription factor activity, RNA polymerase II-specific
Source: RefSeq, a predicted model, not a curated record
CCACUCUCGUUUUUCAUUAGUAUUAUAUCCUCCCAGUCUUCUCUGUUAUGAUACGGACUUUCUCGACCCUUCCGUCCGCAACCGCCGCCUGUUGCUAAUUUGUCAAAACUGUCUAACAAUCAUACAUACAUGGAUCCAGUUCGGCCAUCAGAGAAAGCACCCAAACUGGCCUGUAGUUCAUGCCGACGACGCAAGGUUAGAUGUGACCAUUGUACACCUACCUGCGGCAACUGCCUGAAAUAUGGACAAGAAUGCAUAUGGCCAAAUAGACGGCAGUCUUAUACCCCCCGUAAAAGGCCGUAUCACAAUCUGGUUGCGCGACUCGCCCAAAUGGAAAGUUUAGUUCAGGAGCUUCAGAAGAAUACACAACCUGAAACCCACCAAUCGACUACCGAAGAUGAUAGCAUAGCCGACCAGAGUGCGUCAACCACACCCAGUUCUGAGUCCGGUCGCAGAAGCCCAGCUCCUCUGGGAAUGGGUUCAAAUUCAUCCCCACAUUCAGGCGAACCUUUUUUCACCGGAGCUACAAGUGAGACCACGGUGGGCUCUACAGUGGGUGCUUGUUCCAUUUUCUCCCUCAAAGGCAUUCGUAAGAUCAAUAGUCUCAUUGGAGACGAUACUUUUUCUAGGGUCAUGCAAAGUCUCGAAAUGCAAAACCUCCGACCUUAUCGACAAUAUAGUCCAUCUACUGGAUUCUCUCCUGCCCCGUCAAAUGAAAUUGUUAUGGCUUGCGUAGAAGACUUUCUCACAACUCAAAACCAUGACAUCCGACUUUUCCAGGAGCAUGAAAUUCGCUCAGCCGUUCAAACAUAUUUUCGUCAUGGGGAGUCCGACAACUCUGGAGCAUACAUGGCCAUUAAUGUCAUACUUGCCCAUUCACUACGAAAGGUUAUUCGUACGUGUCAGAUAGAAGAAUACGAGAAAUACAUCCACAAUGCAAUGGGCAAGUUGUCAGAAGUUAUUCUGAAAAAACCGACGCCGCUCCAUAUUGGCACAUUGUUGUCCACAGUCCUAUAUUUUAUAUUCAGAUGCGAGAAUCACAUUGCAAUUACAGUUUUGGGAAUGGCAGUACAACUGAUUCUCUUAUCGGGAUAUCACCGUAUCAACAGCAAGUCCGGUCUCACGGUAGCAGAAUCUCUCCACCGUCGCCGUCUUUUCUGGCAUGCUUAUAUCGUGGACCAUGACCUGAUGCUACGUAUGGGUAAGCCUCCACUGAUCAACGAGGAGUUUCUUCUUGCGCUUCCCGAGGAGCAUCCACCGGAUGGCUAUGGACUUUUCUAUUAUGGCAACAACAUUACUGUCAACUUUUUCCGUCAACAAGUGUGCCUAGCUCAACUCCAGGGUAAAAUCUUCUCUUCACUUUAUACCAACACCAACUCUUUGUCAGUUGCAGAACUGGAAAUUCGAAUUGCUCAGCUUGAUAAAGAACUUCAACAAUGGUAUAACAGCACUCCAGAGAUGGUCCGCCCAGAACCCACUGAAGUACUAGUUGAUGCAGACUACAGCCGAUUAAUGUGCUUGACCACGCUACACUUCGUAUAUUUUCAGCUUAUAGUUGCGAUCCAUUCUGCUGCAUUCAGGCUUUUUGCCGCGGAUGAAGGAAAUGAUGCUGGGGAAGUGGUAAUGCCAAGCGUAGCGCUGUGUGUCAGUGCUUCAAGAGCAGCUAUUUCAUUGCUCACAUAUCAUCUAAGUGACCACCCGUUUGCUAUAUUUCUACUCUAUCAAGUGGCCUGGAGUACGGAUAUACUUUUCAUCAGCAUUAUUCAAAACAAAACAACAAAGCGUGCGCACGAUGAUCUUCAGCUCAUCAAGAGCAUAGUGUCAUUUUUUGAGACAUAUGAUUCAAAUCAUCAGAAUGUGUUCUCAUACCACAUCAUCAGCGCUCUUGCUACUGUUGCAUCCCGGGUGUUGCAAAAGGAAUCAGAGCUAUCCAGUGGCUCUCUCGAAAAGUCCUCGGUUGCAUUGUUACAGCCAGCGUACUCGAUCCCAGAGAAUAUGGGAACUAGUAUUAUGGAGGACAAUUUUCUCCCAAAUUUCCCGGAGCGUGCACAAUCAGCAGGAAGCACAUUACCGGGCGUGGGUCAAAGUCUCUUGGAUGAAGCUGGCUUGACAAAUGAGCAUCAGUGGUUUACAGAGCUGUUAGAUUGGCAUAUUCCGCUAGACUUCCAGUCUGAAGUUUGGAAAGAUGUAUCAAACCUUUAAGUAUUGUGGUGUAGCAGGAUAGCUGAGGCUAUUCGGGGAUCACGUGUCGGGG